GCGGAGGUGGAGCAAAGUCAUCAAGUACAGUGUAGCUACGGGGUGGCAUCCCCCCCGCUCCCCCCCCGGCUCCCCCCCUCUACCCCCCAGCUGCUACCGUAGCUCGCUGGGUCUUCCGAACCUACCAGUAGUCCCGUGGGUAAUGCCGGGGAUACCGGAGGGACCACGGGGACAGUUGGGACGCAUGGGAAACUUGGGCCCCGUGAGGCACGUGCGAACUGCCCUGGAAGAACCGGCGGGAAAGGACAAGAAACUUCCGCGGCAAGCCAAGAGCGCGGGAAACGGAAAGAGCACGAGCGGCAGCGGCGAGGGGACCAAAUGCGCGGGAAAGAGGAAGAGCACGAGCGGCAGCGGCGAGGGGACCAAAAGCGCGGGAAAGAGAAAGAGCACGAGCGGCAGCGGCGAGGGGACCAAAWGCGCGGGAAASAGRAAGAGCACGAGCGGCAGCGGCGAGGGGACCAAAAGCGCGGGAAAGAGGAAGAGCACGAGCGGCAGCGGCGAGGGGACCAAAAGCGCGGGAAACAGAAAGAGCACGAGCGGCAGCGGCGAGGGGACCAAAAGCGCGGGAAACAGAAAGAGCACGAGCGGCGGCGGCGAGAGGAGCAAAGGUCAGCUUUCGUGUCCACGUCUUAGCAGCACAGACGUACAAAACGGCGACAGCGCGGGAAAGGGGAUUAGCGCGGGAAGCAAGCUAGUUCUUAUAGCGGCGGGAAAGGGGACUGACGCGGGAAGCAAACGAGUUCUUGUGGCGGGAAAGGGGAUUAGCGCGGGAAGCAAGCGUGAUCUGCCGCGCACCACAACAACCGCAAUCAGAGAUGCGCAGGGGAGCAUAGAGGAGCAGCAGCGACACACACACAGCCGCGCAGCGGAGGCGGCAGUCGAGCGAGCGGGAUUGCAGGAGAAGGAGAAGGGGGAGGAGGAGGGGAAGGGGAGGGGAAAGGAGACGACGACGACGACGAAGAAGAAGAAGACGACGACGAUAUCGAGAAAUCUGUCCUCGGGAUCGGAAAAUCCGUUGACGUCAUCGCAAACUCCAUCGGUCGAAGCUUUCGAGAAGUAUCUCGACGAUAUCGAGAAAUCUGUCCUCGGGAUCGGACAAUCCAUUGACGUCAUCGGAAACUCCAUCGGCGCGUUCACGCGGUCCGUCGAAGCCUUCGGAAACUCCGUCGACGUCAUCGAUAAAACGGUUGACGUCAUCGGUAACUCGAUCCGCAACGCGGGACGAAGGAGGAAGGCAGGGAGCUUGAGGUGUCAGUCGAAGCUUGUGGCUAUGGCGGACACAUCUGUACCAUUACAGGGGGGUGGGGAAGUGGCACAAAAAGUUGUGCCGCGGAUUUUGAAAUUGUAUCGUAUGCAAGGGACUCCUGAGGAUUUCGACAUUUACACAGAUGAUGGUGUGUUUGAAGAUCCGUUGACACGUGCUGUGGGACGAGAAGAGAUCAAGUCUGCAUUCUUUUCGUUGCCCAAGCUUUUCAGCGAGUCAACGACUGUGAAAGCCAAGGCCCGUGAGGAAGAGGCAGCACCCGGAGUAGUAGAGGUUCAAAAUGGCAAAGUGUUGCGGCAUGAAGACAGGUGGUUUCAUACGCUGCUUUUGAACAGAGAGACGUUGACCUUCAUUCCGUUCCUUGGCCUUGGGCUGGAAGUGUUCCGAAGGCUAAACAUGGUUGGUGUGCAUGUGCUGAUGACGCUCUUGAGGGAAGACUGAGACUGAGACAGGCCAGUGUGUGCACAUUACAUUACAGGUGAUCACGUGCAGAGUCCCAUUGGUUACAGCUGACUCUGCACCUGCUCAGGACGACUUAUGGCCAGAUGGAGGAGAGGAGAAGGACGAGGGAGUAAUCCCCCCUCUUCCCCCCCCCCCCUUUCCCCGGCAACGAUUUUCACGUGGGAUUCGAACCACUGACCGGCUGGAAAAUACCAGUAAACCCAGUUUGUCAGUGGAUUCGAAGCACUGACCGGACCAGCUGGAGAAUACCAGUAAAGCCAGAUGGGCCUGGAAACUACAGUAAACCCAGACGGGAGUUGGAUUCGAACCACUGACGGGCUGGAGAACACACAGUAAACCCAGAGUGGAAGGGGGUUCGAACCACUGACCAGCUGGAGAAGGCAGUAAAACCCAGAUUGGAAGUGGAUUUGUACCACUGACGGGCUGGAGAAGGCAGUAAGGGGGUUCGAACCACUGACCGGCUGGAAAAUACAGUAAACCCACAGUAAAUCCAGAUUGGAAGGGGGGGGGUUCGAACAACUGACCGGCUGGAAAAGGCAGUAAAACCCAGAUGGGCUGUAGAGUGUUGUGAAGCCAGACAGGUUGGAGGGUGGUGGAGUAAAGCCAGCUGGGUUGGCUUUACUCAGGUUACUGAUAACAGCGCAAUGUGAAACGGUGAGUUGGCAGCUGUACAAUGUCCAUAGUGCGCGUGGUUAGUGUGUGUCUUUUUUUUUUCUUCUUUUUUCUUUUUUUCCCGGUAGGAUUUGAUAGUGCAUGUGCUUCUGGUGGUCGUGGACAUUGCUUCUCCUCUUUUUUCGUUGGCAUUCCUGCUGGUUGCAUCGAGAUAGCGGUUGUGUCAGCUUUUAGCUUUUCUGUCGACCAAGAUCUUCACCCACGUCAGCCAAUAUGCACUGCUUAUGUAAAGCACAGUGAACAAUGUGGAAAUUUCAAAUUGGUGGAAAAGUUUCAAAUCUCCAGGAUGUACUAUGUGGAAACACUGGAAAGUACACUGUACACUGUACUAUGUAGAGUAUCUCGAAAAUGUCGUUCUUUUGUAAAAUCGCCUAUCGUGUUUGCACGUGAAUUAUUCUGAACAUGGCAUUUUUUCAGUCCAGAUGUAAUGAAUCCAAUGAUAUAACGACCAGGCGGUUCUGUCAGAGUGACGACGGUAGGGUUCACCAAAGGAGAGGAUGAGAGAGGUUUUUAACUUUGCGCACAUAGGUGGGAGUCUUCGUGAAGGGGAGGGGUUGGAAUACGCGAAGCAAUAUAUACCUUUUUCGAUUUUCUGCUGUUUGCAAGGGCAGCACGUUAGUUUGGUGUUCGGUCUCUCUCUCUCUCUCUCUCUCUCUCUCUCUCUCUCUCUCUCUCUCUCUCUCUCUCUGCUUCUUCUUUGGAAAUUCCUUCUUUCACAGUUUUUGGUAAAGCUUCGAUAAAUUCUUUUGCUUCUU
Chara braunii is the source of this 3153-nucleotide messenger RNA. NCBI's taxonomy places the organism in Eukaryota, Viridiplantae, Streptophyta, Charophyceae, Charales, Characeae. The record is from the annotation of a GenBank genome assembly.